CAUAUGACGUUUCACCCCCCUGUUCAGUAUAUAUGUUUUAUGUUAUUAAAAUUUGUCCAUCUACUAUUUUCGUUUUUCAAAAUUGAGUUUUACUUUAGUUUAGUGAAUUAACUAACCACAAGGAUUUGUUUUAGGUUUGUUAGUGGUAAUGGCUGAGAAAAAAGGGCAUGUUAUAAUGGAAGGACCUGAUUUCACUAAAAUAUUCAUAACUAUUUUUGUAAUAGUGAUUACAUUAGUGAUCUUAUGGCUGUACAAACGUCAGAAAAGUUUACGAAAAAGUAUAGUCUUCACUGGUCUAUGUGACAGUGGGAAAACAUUGACUUUUUCACAGCUGAUAUAUAAUAAAUAUGUUCAAACACAUACAUCUACCAAGGAGAAUGUUGGAACAUAUGUUGUUAACAACGAGGUGUUGAGAAUAAUAGACAUUCCUGGCCAUGAGCGUUUGAGGGAUAAAUUCUUUGAUUUGUACAAAGAUACUGUAAAGGGGAUUGUGUAUAUUGUAGAUUCAAAUACAAUUCAACAAGAUUUAAGAGAUGCAGCAGAAUAUUUAUAUAAUAUCAUGAUAGAUCCAGUAAUACAAAAAAAUCAACCUAGUUUAUUGAUCCUAUGUAAUAAACAGGAUCAAACAUUUGCCAAAGGUGGUUCUGCUAUUAAAUCUAUGUUUGAGAAGGAAUUGAAUACUCUCCGUACCACCAAAUCCAGUCAGUUGGAGUCAGUGGACCUAAAGGCUAAAAAAGUAGCAAUUUUGGGUGACGUCAAUGAAUAUUUCGAUUUUGCUGCAAUAGGCAUGAAGGUAGAUAUUGCAGAAAGUUAUGCUUAUCAUAAAGAUGGCUCUGUGGACAUCAAUGGUUUGAAGACAUGGUUUUUAAGGCAAACUUAAAUAUUUGUAUAUAAUGUAUUGUCAAUCUGUAUCUUUUUUACAUUAUUUUGUAUUUGAUGGUCUCCUCUUUCAUAUUGUAAAAGAUUUGGUAUGAUUAAACAUAACUCCUUACGCUA
Acanthoscelides obtectus is the source of this 996-nucleotide messenger RNA. The record is from the annotation of a GenBank genome assembly. Lineage: Eukaryota; Metazoa; Arthropoda; Insecta; Coleoptera; Chrysomelidae.